GAAAGCUGUGUUUUUUAGAGCUUGAUGUGAAAAUAUUUAACAGCAAAGAUCCUUUGAACGGUCACUCCCAGGUGAUAUGGAGAUGGUGGAAGAUAUCUCCCAGAACUGUGGACAGAUACUCCAAACCCGGGGAGUUGAAGGAGUCUCACCAGGACUUCUUAGAUGACACUUUGCUCCAGAGUGAGAUCAGUAUGGUUUUUGGUCGUCGAAUCUUGCAGUACACCAAGGCGUUGUGCCAAGACCAUUACGACUAUCUGGAGCGCCUGUCUGACUCCAUACUGCUGCGGAUAAUAAAUGAUCUAGAACUGGAGGACGUGGGUCAGCUUGGACGAACGUCACACAGGUUCAGGGAGGUGAGUUCCAGAGACACAUAA
This is a messenger RNA of Notothenia coriiceps (black rockcod), 374 nucleotides long. Its product is annotated as F-box only protein 36-like. The transcript has 2 exons. NCBI's taxonomy places the organism in Eukaryota, Metazoa, Chordata, Actinopteri, Perciformes, Nototheniidae. The record is from RefSeq and is a predicted model, not a curated record. Gene Ontology annotation, molecular function: protein binding. The annotation marks the transcript as partial.